CAGGCAGAAAAAAAUCCUUGGGAAGAACAGAUCCCGUGGCUCACAGGCAACUUUCCAGUGCUCGGACUGGGCUCAUGAAAAAAAUCAAACCAGACUUGAGGCCUAGGUUUGGAUUCAGAAGUCAUAAAAAAGAGAAAUUUUGUUUGACUUCAAGAGGCCCUCAGUAUCUGAAAAAGAAGUUGAGACUGGUGGGAGGUAUGAUUACUUGUAAUUCCAAAAGCCUUCCAGUAUGGUAGAAGGAAAUGUCAUUUCCUCCAGUUCCCUCCAGCCUCUGGUGUAAAGUGAUCAAACAGUAAAUCCAGAAAUUACAAUUACUCAUCUCUUCAUAGUCUGUUGUGUCACUCCAGCCAUGAGACUCAUCUUUCAAGCCUGUUCAGUGAUCAUCACACUGGGCAACCUUGUGGCUUCUCAGUCACAAUUUUCUGGUUUGGAUGCCAUCAACACCACAAUAAUCAAUUUCAAUAAUGAGAAGAUGCAGAUCACAUGGGCCACAAGAGAGCUUUUUCACAAUGAGAAUGUGUCAUUUUCUUACACAUUUGAUGAAGGCAAGCACAAAGUUUGGAAGCCAUGUCCCACAUAUUUAUUGGAUCACAAUUAUAAUACUGGAUGUCUUUUUAAGACAGAAGGCCCCACCCUUGCCAUCUCUAUCAGGAACAGCAACGGAAGUGAAGAGCUUUUUUCUAAAAAACUAAAAUCUGAUUUUUAUAUAAAGCCCAAUCCACCAGAAAAUGUGACCUUCUUCUGGAAAGAGGACACAGUUACAGUGAGCUGUAAUAAACCAGAGAGAGCUGUGAAGUGCUUGAAUCUUGAGCUUCAAUACAAAAGCACGUUUGACAAAGAAUGGCAAUCCAGAACUUCCAGAUGUUGCCAUGUUGGAGAUCAAGGCUUUGAUUCAAGGAAAUGCUAUUCUUUCCGGGUCAGACUGAAGAGGCUAGCACCCCACUGCAAUGUAGUUGUUUACAGCAGUGACUGGGAAGCAGAAACAUUUUGGAUGAAUGGCACAUUAUUAGAUUCAUGUGAUGAUGAUAGAACCUCUCAGUCAAACACAGUAAUUGUUUUAAGUUCUUUACUGGCAGUACUUCUAAUGAUGCUUGUCCUCCUGAUUCUUCUGUGUAAACAGCAGAGGGUGCAGAUGUCAGUAAUACCAGCUAUACCAGAUCCAAAAUACAUAUUUGCUGAUCUCUUAAAUGAUCAUAAUGGAAACUUCCAGGAAUGGCUAGAUAAAACUGAUCAUGUGGUGCUGCAAACCAAGCUAGAAUAUGAAGAGCCAGAGUGCAUCACAGAGGCAGAAAGCCAACAAGAAGAUGAGAAGAACAGUGACAAACAAGGGCCUUUGGAAAAAAUCAUUGCUUCUUCAGGAACGGCUGAAAAUAGUGACCCCAAAGCAGCUCAGAUUGCCUGCCUGAUACCAGCACCCAACAGUAUAACUUCUUUUGCUGGCUUCCAUAUUUUAAUGAAUGACGACAUGUAUGUGACUUUGUAAAAUCUGCAAAAUGCAGAAGGUGUUAAGAAAUUACAUAAAAUAUCCUGAUGAGUUUAGGGGAGUGGUUGAAUAGAAAAGAUCAUUAUGAUAAGAUUCACUUCAACAAAGGCACUGGGCUGUGUCAUCUCUUUUUGGAUCUGUACUUUCCCAACAGUUAUGAUAACUUGGGCAGACUCAGUGUCUGAAACAAAAUCCUGAUCCUUUAUAGACCUAGGAUUGUUCUUCUAAUUGGGGUUUAUCUCUAAGAAUAAACUGAGCCCUAUUUUCCCCUAUGGACAGGAGAGGACAAGAGGUCCUCCUUAAUAAAUGUCAGUAGAGCUGAGACUUAGUCCUUAUGCUUAUGGAGCGUAGAGCAGUGCAAACUACACUGUUGCUCUUCCCAAAUGAAGAGGGAAAAUGAAGAGAUUUUGCUGUCUUACAAAGACCAGACCAUAUACUGUGCUUUUUCACAGCGACAGGAUACUGCUUUGCAAGCCUUCCUUAAGCUAGAGGUUCUUGCUCUUGCAAACUGCUUCUCCCAGUGUCUAACUUUGCACUGCAUGACAUGCCUUAAAGGUUUUGCUGGAAGCAAUAAGGCCCAUGUCUAAGAACAAAAGAGGGAGUAUAUACAGGAUUGAAUAAUAUUUUAUCCUGCAAGUAGUGCUGCAAGUAGCUUCCUAUAGAACAGGACAGGGCUUCAAGUGCCUCAUCUGGAGGUCAGGUCCUCCGUAUCCUACAGUCUUUGUACAGUCAACAUAUUAUAGUCUUUAUUCUAGAGCUGAGGUUCAUUUUUAACAGUAUUUGUGUUUGAAUGAGUAGCUUUUGUUUCAAACUGGGGUUUGGUGCAAGCAGCAGCUGUAGAUUCACACUAGGAUUUACUCAUAUUGUGUAUACUAGUUUCUUGGUUUUCUUUAGAAAAUGUUUGCUUUGUUUUGGUUUUUGUUU
This is a messenger RNA of Empidonax traillii (willow flycatcher), 2407 nucleotides long. It is a transcript of the gene CRLF2, whose product is annotated as cytokine receptor like factor 2. The coding region runs from base 350 to 1483 and encodes 377 amino acids. The record is from RefSeq and is a predicted model, not a curated record. The transcript has 10 exons. NCBI's taxonomy places the organism in Eukaryota, Metazoa, Chordata, Aves, Passeriformes, Tyrannidae. Gene Ontology annotation, biological process: cytokine-mediated signaling pathway; defense response. Gene Ontology annotation, molecular function: protein binding; cytokine receptor activity. Gene Ontology annotation, cellular component: external side of plasma membrane.